AUGAAUAUUAAAUUUGGCGGGGAAUGUUUUUGUAUUCAUGGGAUAUCUCAAAUAAUUGAUAUAUUUGUACAAUGUUAUAUUUUUGGUAAAGGAUUUGUUAGUGAACCUGUGGCAAAUAUUUUAUCUAACUACAAUGACAAAGAAUAUCCAAAAUUUUUAGAAUUAUACAUAAAAUUUCAAAAUAUGCUGGUAUCAAUUUUUAGAUCAAAAAAUAUUGAUAUUGUUAAAGAAUUUUAUUUGAUAAUUGGUCCUAACAUUUAUAAACCUGAUGAAAUUAUAAAAAUACCAAUAACAUUUUGUUCAUUACACAUAGGAAAAGAAGGAAAAUGUUGUGAUGAAAAUUGUGGACCAUUAAAUGAUAAACAACAAAGAAAUCUUUAUAAAGAAAUUGUAAGUCAAUACGAUACCUUGUACUGUAAUAAGUUAAAAAAAAAUUCAAAAAUUUUUGUAUAUAUUGUUGCUGAUAAUGAAUUAAAAUCAUUUUCUAAUGACAUCGAAGAGGGGGAUGAAUUGGAGUGUUUAAAAGAAAAUAACAUUUCUAAAGUUACUGAAUUUUUAUUUGAAAAUUCAUGUAUUGGAGUGAUAAAAAAAAGUUGUAUGGUGGAAAAGCCUAUUUAUUAUCGUUGGCAGGAAUACUUUUUUUUUUAA
This is a messenger RNA of Strongyloides ratti, 648 nucleotides long. RefSeq lists its product as hypothetical. The transcript has 2 exons. Bases 1 to 648 code for a protein of 215 amino acids. Lineage: Eukaryota; Metazoa; Nematoda; Chromadorea; Rhabditida; Strongyloididae. The record is from RefSeq and is a predicted model, not a curated record.